AUCAUACAUAGGCCCACAUAUUUCAUUAACCUUCCUCCGCAAUUGGAGCCGACACCAUUUAGGGUUCUAUCUGUCUUUAAGUUCUCAUUCAUGUCUGACAAUGGAGUCUCGGGAGAGUAAGUGGAGAAGAAUCGUGUUGACGAUUCACUGGAUCGAGAUAUCUUAGUGUCGUUUCGUCUCCGUUUCUUAUCCACUGUACCGUUAGGGGAUGAAUUGAUUUGGUCAUUAACACUCUUCUUAAAUCCUUCGAUCCACUGCAACCACGCAUUCUCCAUCAAUGCCUCUUCCCUCCCUUCAAGGCGGUGCAUUUACAACUAUAAAAAAGCCUGGUAGGGAGAAGAGCUCGAUGAAAUUCAGCAGCAAAUCUAUUAGAUACUACUUUCUCCCCCUCAUCUUCCUCCUCUUCUUCACUCUUAUUGAAAUAAUUGGAUGUCUUUUGCUAUACUUGGGUCAGAUCAGGUACAAUAAAAGCACGACAGAGACAUUAGCAUAUGUCAUGAGGCAAGCGGAUAGCAUAGUUUCUCAGCGUAGAGCUAUUUCAGAACAUCUUGCUUCAGCAAAGCAGAUGGGGGUUCUUCAGGUGUCUUUACCUGCAAAUGUCCAAACUGAAAUCGAGCAGAUUGGAGUUAAAUUGAGUUCUUCUAUAGCCACUAAUAGUUCCAGUGAUAUAAGAAACUUUCUUAAUUCCGUGUCAUUACACGAGUAAAAACCCUGGAAUGUUCUUUGUGUGCUUUCUUAAGUAAGAACUAUCUGACUCUUUUCCUCUUCUUCAGCCGUGUGAUUCUUGGAUGGAUUUUGGUGACUGGCAAGUCAGCUAGAGGCAAGCAAUCGGCAACACGAGUGAUUAUCAAUGUCACCUUCAUCAUCCUGGCUUAACGCAAUCAAGUGCAUAAACAUUGGGUUGUUUUGAAUUCAAGUGCUUUGGAUAGAGUAAAUAUGUUCACUUUCCAGAGAAUGGGAGGCAACUGAAAUACGGAUUCGUACUCCGCUGUUUGAGAACAUAUGGAUUAUGAAGUAGUUUGUUAUACUUUUGCUUUGUUCACAAAUAGUUUGUUCUAUUAUAAUUAAAGUUUAAUUAUUUUCGUCAA
This is a messenger RNA of Brassica oleracea var. oleracea, 1088 nucleotides long. RefSeq lists its product as uncharacterized. Gene Ontology annotation, cellular component: plasma membrane; plasmodesma. The coding region runs from base 278 to 706 and encodes 142 amino acids. Lineage: Eukaryota; Viridiplantae; Streptophyta; Magnoliopsida; Brassicales; Brassicaceae. The transcript has 4 exons. The record is from RefSeq and is a predicted model, not a curated record.